AUGUGUGGGGGCGGUGGGAGUGGUGCUGCUGCCUCGGAAGGCAGAAGCCCUCCCCGCCCUUGUGGGCCGACAGAUCAGCCCCAGCAAGGACCAUGUGAGCAGCAGGAAGAGGAGGAGGUCGGUGGGGAGAGGGGCGACGACUGUGACGAGUCGCGUGGGGUGCUGGGCGGCGGGGUGCGUGAGGGUGGGUUGUCGCUGGUGCAGCCAAGAGGCCACCUGUACCUGUCGUCGCCUGGGGACCAGGUGAGAGGGGACGGGACGAAUCAUGACAGACAGACAGACAGUCAGAGAGCUGUGGUCGAUCGCUGCAUCGCAUCGAUGGAUGUGUGUCCUUUUUUCUGUCUGUCUGUCUCUGUCUGGUUCGUUGGUUCGUUGGUCGGUUUGUGUGUCCACGACACGCCCGCAAGGACCCCCCGGGCGAGAGCUAAGGUGCCACUGCUGGUGCUGGUGGCGGUGGGGCUCGUGUUGAUGUUGAUGGUGAGAGCGUCGGAAGCGACAAGCCCAAGAGCCCCCCAACUGACACCGACGAUAAGGUGCGUGCGGACGGGAAACACAACGACGCACAUAAGAGCACAGCCCAUACACUCACUACACAUACAGAUGCGCACAUCACAUCCAUCAUGUAUGUGCACACAUUAAUUAAUGUGGUCGUAUGUGUGUGUGUUCGUUGUGUGCUGUGCUGUGUCACUCAGCGAAGCGUAGCGAGUUGGUGGUGCCUCGUGGGACUGGCAAAGGACAAUCGGCAGCCGAGGGCGGUCACACUGGCGCCGCAAGUGCCGCCGCUUCGGCAGCUGCACCGCCGCCCCCGCCUCCUAGUGCUCCUGUCGACAACAAAGCCCUAAUCCACAAGGUCAGUGAGUGAGUGAGUGAGUGAAUGGGGGAUGGAAAAAACAAGAAAGAAAGACCUCACACACACCACACGGAACGAACCAACAAGCUGUCUCUCACCGUGCGUAUGUGCAAUGUAUGUAUGUGUGUAUGCAGAUUCAGGUUCAUGGUAGCACGCCGUCCACGGCUGUCGAUCCGGAGGCGCCCGCCCCCGCCGGCUCCCCCCCAGAUGGCCAGCCCUCAGACGACACCCCAGCGGCUGCCUCAACCACUCCUCCACAACGACACGGCCUCCCUCGCGAGCACAGCCAAGACGACAAGCAUGACCGCGCCAGUCUGCUUGGGUUCAUUGACGACUGGGCUGCCGAGAAGGGCAUGGACACCAUCAGACAGGAGCUGACCGCCAAGGAGAAGGCCGACAUCGCAUGGAGAGACACCAUGAGCACCCCCCGUCUGCGAGCCAUCAUCGAGCAGCUACUCGCGGGCGAGAGCACCGGUAUGCAAUGCACACAUACACACACCGCCCACCGCACCACCAUCUCCCUCGAAAUAUGGACCUUUCUUGUCCCUUAUUUCUCACCCAUCACCAUCACCAACAGCAGCAGGGCCGGCUGCAGGUGCAGGGCACAAGGUAGCCGCGAGAAGCACCGGGGCGGAUGGCACAGGUACGUAAUCCAAUUUACGAGGGGGGCAGCAGGCAGGCAAGCCAGGAGUAUGUCGGUACGUAUUCUGUGUGUGGAGUGAGUAGACAUCUGUUCGUGCUGCGGACAUCCAUCAGGUGCCAGGAGCCCGUGGAAGAAGCCGACUGGCACAUGGGCAAGUAACGGUGAGUACGGUCCGACUCUCAGUGAAGGUAAGGCGACACGCGAGCAGGGGCCGGGGGAUCCGGCUGACCACGCAUGGCUGUCUGUGUAUGUCUCAUCAGGCGCCCAGCACACCAACCGAGCUGCUUCCCACGUAGCACACCACACACACACAGGCAGACCCCCACACGCCCCACCAUCUAUCUCAUGGCCUUUGUGCAUCUCUGUCUCUCUCUCUCUCUCUCUGUGCGUGUGUGCGUGUGUGCGUGUGUGUGGCUGUGCAGGUGGACCACAUGAGGCUUGAUUGCGACCCUGGUAACCCUAGCAAGAACUUCGGCAGAUGCGAGCGACCACGCACACGCACACGCACACACGCCCACGCGCCUCACCGCCUUGCUCACUCUGGCUAUGUCGAGUUCGACGACCGUCGCGACUUUGAGGAGGCAUGGACAUCCAUCCAUCGAGUGGUUCGUGUGUUGGUUGGUCAGUAUAAAGGCCCGUAUGGCCUUAUCCUCGACAACAUCCACUACGAGGCCACCAAACGCGACGUGGAAGUCUUCCUUACACCUUGCAGAGUCAGACAGACAGCACAGCACAGCCACCCAUACAACCCUCCCUCCCACGCCCACCUUGUCUGUGCAUCUCUCUCUCUCUCUCUCUCUGUGUGUGUGUAUGUGUGUGUGUGUGUGCCGUGUGUGCGUGUGUGGCUGUGCAGGUGGACCACAUGAUGUUGGAAGCCGACCAUCGCAACCCUGUCAAGAACCUCGGCAGAUGUGAGCGACCACACACAUGCACACACCCCCAGGCGCCUCACCGCCUUAUCACAUGUCGCGCACACUCAGGUUAUGUCGAGUUUGACAACCGUCGCGACUUUGACCGGGCAUGGACAUUCACACACAAUCUUCAAUCACACGCAGGCACACACUGCAGGCCUCCAUGUGUUUCAGGAGAUGCUCGGUCGCAAAAUCCGCAUCAGCACGGCCGACGAGAUGGAGUACGCCACCGGCGGCCGACUCGACCCAGCAGCCCCAAUCCGUUAUAACAACAACACCACUCCCACCAGCAGCACCACACACCUGCUGUGUCUGUCCGAUGUGUGUGUGUGUGUGUGUCAAGUGGGUCGCCCGCCGAUGUUGGUGUUGGAGGUAGUGGUGUCGGUGGUGGUGCUGGUGGCGGGUCGAGGGGUGUAGUGGCUGGUGAGAAGGGCCAGGAUGCCACCAACGGUGCGGACGAAGCUGCUGCAGCCAACCAGGUCGGUGUCGUUGUGGGCCGCCCGCCCGUCGUCGUUUAGCCACGUGUGUCUCUGUGUUGCCACAGAAAGGCCCAGCUGCUCAUGGCCCUUUCUGUCCCUGCCUGCUUUCAGGUCAUCGUUGUCUACAUUUUAUAUUCUGACGGCGAUUGUCUUCAUUGCAAUGCCCCGCAGACCAACAGGAGACGUAAAGACGUUCGUCUAUGGAAAACAGAAAUGCACAGAGUCUGUGCAUGGGGUGAUGAUUGGUGGUUGUGAAUGUGUCUCGGUGUGUCUGCAGGCCCACAAGUCGUCUGUCGCCGGUGCGCCCGACGCGAGCGACGGUACGUGUGUCCUCCCACCCAUCAGACGGACACACAGCCAGAAGGCAAAGGGCAGAAGGCAAAGAGAGCCUUUUGUUCUGCUUUCCUGUAUGUGUCCACCAGAUUUGGAGCGCGCAGCUUCGAUCGACUUCCUCAUCGUCUGGGCGACGGAUAAGGAGGACGACUUCAUCACACCCCUCCUGACCGACGAGGAGACAGACAACCCCAACUGA
Vitrella brassicaformis is the source of this 3415-nucleotide messenger RNA. NCBI's taxonomy places the organism in Eukaryota, Vitrellaceae. The record is from the annotation of a GenBank genome assembly.